Molecule: messenger RNA, 531 nt
Organism: Nicotiana tabacum (common tobacco)
Lineage: Eukaryota; Viridiplantae; Streptophyta; Magnoliopsida; Solanales; Solanaceae
Product: putative RING-H2 finger protein ATL37
Source: RefSeq, a predicted model, not a curated record
AUGGCCAAAACUGGCAGAGUCUCAGCGACAACACCAUCUUCAGCUCCAUCAACGUUGGACAAAAAUGUUAAAAUCAGCCCAGCGUUAGCGAUAGUACUCGCUUGUGUCGUAUUAUUCGUGGUUGCAGUUAUCAUCACAUUAUAUAUACGUCACAUGAACCCCGACGAACCAAUGGGUUCUUACUUCUUCCGUCACCGACCUGUUUCCCGUGGACUUGAGCCAAAUAUCAUUGAAACAUUCCCUGUAUUUGUCUAUUCCGAUGUCAAAGCCCUAAAAAUGGGCAAAUCUAUCCUAGAAUGUGCUGUUUGCAUAAACAAGUUCGAAGAUGAAGAAACUCUCCGCCUUCUUCCGAAUUGUUGCCACGUGUUCCAUCUUGAGUGUAUUGAUGCUUGGCUUGCCUUUCGUACCACUUGCCCCGUUUGCCGUUCAAAUCUCGAAACAAAACCUUCUGGUAAACUGCAAGAAACAGUUCAAGAAACAGAAAGAAGCGACAUAGUAAUAGAUAUUCACGUGACUGCUGGUCCACAAGAA